This is a messenger RNA of Cynoglossus semilaevis (tongue sole), 6789 nucleotides long. It is a transcript of the gene myofl, whose product is annotated as myoferlin like. The coding region runs from base 109 to 6219 and encodes 2036 amino acids. The record is from RefSeq and is a predicted model, not a curated record. Gene Ontology annotation, cellular component: membrane. NCBI's taxonomy places the organism in Eukaryota, Metazoa, Chordata, Actinopteri, Pleuronectiformes, Cynoglossidae. The transcript has 53 exons. Gene Ontology annotation, biological process: plasma membrane organization; membrane fusion.
CACACACGCACACCCACAUCUGUGCCUUUCAGUUCCCUCUGUCAGGACCUCAACGAGUGGAAUACUUUUACAGUUGGAUCCAUGAAUUAAGUUGGAUAUUUUUCAAAAAUGCUGCGGGUGGUCAUUGAAUCCGCCACAGGGAUCCCUAAGAAGACAAUAGGAAACCCGGAUCCAAUUGUCUUUGUUGACUACAAGGGGGAAAAGAAGAAAACAAAAGCAAUUGACAAUGAACUAAAUCCAGUAUGGAAAGAAGUGCUUGAAUUUGAUCUGAAAGGCUCUUCUCUGGACGCUUCAUCGUUCAUCGAGGUAGUGGUGAAAGACUACGAGAGAAUCGGCAAAGAUAAAUUUAUUGGCUCAGCACAAAUUUCUUUGAAGGACCUGGCCAGUGGUCAACUGAAAUCUCUUCCAGUGAGGAGCGUGCCCCUGGUUAAUGAAAAACAACAGCCUACAGGGGCAAACAUAAACCUGAGCUGUGGGUAUGAACCUUCUCUCCACACCGCACCAAACCUAAAUGACCAGACUGACGGAGACACGUCUCAUACUGCAGAUGAUGCAGGCAGUGAGGAGGAUGAGGAGGGUGAGACAGAGGUGGACGGUGGAGGUCCUACUCCCUCUUUGCCAAACCAGCCUGGAAAGCCUACCCAGAGGCCUGUGCGUCUCAGGAGUAAGAGACACAAAACUCUGGCUAACAAGCCUCAGGACUUCCAGAUUCGGGUUCAGGUGAUCGAGGGUCGACAGUUUCCUGGCAACAACAUCAAACCGGUGGUUAAGGUGAAUACUUGUGGACAGACACACAGGACCAGGAUUAAACAAGGAAACAACCCGUACUUUGAUGAGAUGAUCUACUACAACGUUAACAUGCUCCCGUCGGAGCUGUUUGAUGAGAGCAUAAAUCUGCGGGUUUAUAAUUCCUACUCUCUGAGAGCUGACAGUCUAGUAGGAGAAUUCAAGUUGGAUGUUGGCUACAUAUAUGACGAACCAGGUCAUGCCAUACUGAGGAAAUGGCUCCUCCUCAGUGACCCUGACGACUUAGGAGCCAGAGGUUACCUGAAAGUCAGCAUAGUUGUUGUCGGAACUGGUGAUGUGCCACCGCCUGACAAAAAAGAGCACAAUGAGGACAAGGACGACAUAGAGACCAAUCUCUUGGUGCCAGCAGGAGUCACGAUGCGAUGGGCUACCCUGAGUAUUAAAGUUUACCGGGCAGAGGACAUGCCACAGAUGGACGACGCCUUUGCUCAGAACGUGAAACAGGUCUUCAAAGGAGAUGGAGACAAAAAGAACUUGGUGGAUCCAUAUGUGGAACUGAGUUUCGCUGGAAAGAAGCUCUGCACCAAAAUCAUUGAGAAAAAUGCCAACCCAGAGUGGAAUCAAAUCCUCAAUUUUCAAUUCAAGUUUCCAUCCAUGUGUGAACGUGUGAGACUGACUAUGUUCGACUGGGACCGUCUCACCAAGGACGAUCCCAUUGGAACGACAUUCCUGAAUCUGAACACAAUGUCUUCUCCUGGUGGAGAGGCCGAUGGCAGCACAGACACCUCAGAAGUCGGUUUUCUCCCGGCUUUCGGACCAUGCUACAUCAACAUGUACGGUAGCCCCAGGGAAUACACCGGCCUCCCGGACCCAUACGAGGAUCUUAACUUAGGAAAGGGUGAAGGGGUCUCCUACAGGGGGAGGAUCCUGGUGGAGCUGUCCACUCAACUGGACGGGAAGGUAGACAAAAAAAUAGACGACAUCUCCAGCGAUGACAUCCUGGUGGCACAGAAAUACCAGCGGAAGAGAAAGUACUCUUUUUGUGCUGUGCUACACAGCGCCUGUAUGCUCCAAGAGCCGGGGGAACCUAUUCAGUUUGAGGUCAGCAUUGGUAACUAUGGUAACAAGUUGGACUCCACCUGCAAGCCCCUGGCGUCCACCACCCAGUACAGCAAUGCUGUGUUUGAUGGUAAUCACUACUAUUACCUUCCCUGGGCUAACACCAAGCCUGUGGUGAUUCUCACCUCAUACUGGGAGGACAUCAGCCACCGCCUGGACUCUGUCAACAUUCUCCUCUCUGUUGCUCAGAGACUGGAGUCCCAUCUUAUUUCUUUAAAGACGGCCAUCUUGGCCAAGAUGCCCGAGUCUCGACUGGCAGAGAUUUGGAUCAAACUCAUGAACCACAUGAUUGAGGAUCUGAACAGUGUGCAGCUGCCGAUGCUGGAAGGUCAGGCCAACCUGACUACACUGGACCUUCAGAUCAGCAAACUGCGAGAAGCCGCCCUGCAGAAUCUCAGUCAGACGGCCAGUCAUAUGCGAGAGAAGGCCACGGAUGUUAAAGCCACUGUCAGCGAUAUUGAAGACUGGCUGGACAGAAUCAAGCAGCUGGCACAAGAAUCUCAGAAAAGCAUGCCUGAUGUGAUUAUCUGGAUGUUAAGGAGAGAGAAACGUGUGGCCUUUGCCAGAAUUCCAGCACAUCAGGUCCUUUACUCCAGCUACAAUGAACAAGCCUGUGGCCAACACUGUGGAAAGACUCAGACCGUCUUCCUGCAGUACCCCAUGGACAAGAACAAAGGUUUGAAGAUCCCCGUCAUGCUGCGGAUCAACAUGUGGCUCGGUCUCUCUGCCCACGAGAAGAAGUUCAACAGCUCCUCUGAAGGACACUUCAGUGUAUAUGCCGAAGUGUUUGAAAACCAGGCUCAGGUGUUUGGGAAGUGGGGAACCACUGGACUCGUUGGUCGCCAUAAAUUUUCUGAUGUGACCGGAAAGAUGAAGCUCAAACGAGAACGAUUCCUGCCACCCCGGGGAUGGAAAUGGGACUCUGAGUGGUUUGUGGACUCUGAGCGGUGGCACUCUCUGACAGAGGCAGAUGCCGGACACACAGAGUUCACCGAUGAAGUGUUUCAGAAUGAAACACGUUUUCCUGGAGGGGAGUGGGAACCUGCAGCUGAGCCCUACACAGACGUGAAUGGAGAAAAGGCUCAGAGUCCAGCGGAGUUUGACUGUCCUCCAGGAUGGACCUGGGACGAGGAGUGGAGUUUUGACAUUAACAGAGCAGUGGAUGAGAAAGGUUGGGAAUACGGGGUCACCAUUCCCCCUGAUGAUAAGCCCAAAUCCUGGGUGGCAGCUGAGAAGAUGUACCACAUCCACCGCAGGAAGAGACACAUGAGACACAGGAGGAAGACUUCGGACAAAGCAGCAACAACUGCACGUCAAGAACCAGGAGAUGGCUGGGAAUACGCGUUACUGAUUGGCUGGAAGUUCCACAGGAAAGAGCGGUCCACUGACACUUUCCGUCGCCGCUGCUGGAGAAGAAAGAUGGUCCCGUCAGACCGGAUUGGAGCGUCCGCCAUCUUUGGCCUGGAGGGGGCAUUAGGCAUGGACGUCGAUGAUAAGGCCACCAAAGAGGAUGCAGCCAAAGUAUUUGGCGCUAACACACCCAAUGUAUCCUGCCACUUCAGCUGCUCUCACAUUUACCAACUGAGGGUUUAUGUGUAUCAGGCCAGGAAUCUUAUUCCUAUGGACAAAGACAGCUUCUCAGACCCCUACGCUCACGUGUCAUUCCUACAUGUGAGCAAAACCACCGAGGUCAUCAGGAGCACUCUGAACCCUACCUGGGAUCAGACCCUCAUUUUUGAUGAUAUUGAAAUCUACGAAGACCCACAGACGCUGGCCCAAAAUCCUCCUGAUGUGGUCUUGGAACUGUUUGACAGUGACCAGGUGGGCAGCGACGAGCCCAUGGGUCGUUGCACUUGCCCCCCGGUGGUGAAACUGAAUCCCGAUGCCGCUGUCACGCCAAAGCUUCUGUGGUUUCCAGUCAACAGAAUGUGCCGUGGUGCAGGGGGGAGCCUGCUCCCUGCCGAGCGCUUGCUGAAGGACAAGGAGAAUGAAGUAGAUUUUCCUUUGGUUCCUCCUCGACGAGGGGAGGUGCUCUACAUGGUUCCUCAGGGUAUCAGACCUGUGGUGCAGAUCACUGCCAUCGAGGUUUUGACUUGGGGUUUGAGGAACAUGAAGACCUACCAGUUGGCCACUGUGUCUUCUCCUAGUCUGAUUGUGGAGUGUGGCGGUGAGAUCGUUCAAACUGCUGUGAUCAAGAACUUCAGAAAGAACCCAAACUUCCCAGGAUCUUUGUUGCUCCUCAAAGUGCCUCUCCCCAAGGAGGAGAUGUACACCCCUCCUAUAGUGCUGAAAGUGAUCGACCACCGACCCUUUGGAAGGAAACCCGUGGUGGGUCAGUGCACCAUCGACUGCCUGGAUAAGUUCCGCUGUGACCCGUAUCGCAAUAACAAUGAGGUCUGCAUGUCUGGCAGAGUGGACAUGAUGGCUACAGUGCAGGAAGACGUUGUCAUAGACAUCGAGGAGAGGCCCAUCAUCACAGCUGAGCUUAAAACACAAAAGGAUGAAGAGACCGUAGACUGGUGGAGCAAGUUCUACGCCUCAAUAGAAGAGGUGGAAAAGUGCGGUCCAUAUUUGGAAAAAGGAUAUGACACGCUGCAGGUGUAUAAGAGUGAAUUAGAGGAAGUUGAAGACUUUCAGGGACUCACCGAUUUCUGCAGCACCUUCAAACUUCAGCGUGGAAAAAAUGAUGAUGAUGAAGACGACCCUACGUUGGUCGGCGAAUUUAAGGGAUCGUUCAAAAUUUACCCGCUGCCUGACGACCCUGGGAUGCCAGCUCCACCUCGCCAAUUUCGGGAACUUCCCGGGAGUGGACCUCAGGAGUGUUUGGUCCGAAUUUAUGUGGUCCGCUGUAUUAAUCUGCAGCCAAAGGACACAAAUGGACUGUGUGAUCCAUAUGUGAAGAUUACACUCGGGAAAAAAACCCUGGACGACAGAGAAAACUACUGUCCAAACACACUGAAUCCAGAGAUGGGAAGGAUGUUUGAGAUGUCGUGCUUCCUGCCUCAGGACAAGGACCUGAAGAUUGCAGUGUAUGACUUUGACCUAUUUAGCAGAGAUGAAAAAGUGGGUGAGACGGUCAUAGACCUGGAGAACAGACUCCUGUCUCGGUUCAUGUCCUGCUGUGGGCUGCCACAGUCGUACUGUGUGUCAGGGAUCAACCAGUGGAGAGAUCAGCAGAAACCUUCUCAGAUCUUGCAGAACCUGGCUAAAGUGAGGGGGGUCCCUGCUCCACAGAUAGAGAGUGAUGAAAAAUCACUGACUUUCUCAGGGAAACUGUACAACCUGCAGGAUUUUGAGGCCGAUGCUGUGAUCCACUCACAUUUGGGCCCGCCUAGAGAGAGACUAGCUCUGCACGUCCUCAGAAACCAGGGUCUGGUACCAGAGCACGUGGAAACAAGAACCCUGUACAGUUCACAUCAACCCAACCUGUCCCAGGGAGAAAUACAAAUGUGGGUUGACAUUUUUCCCAAGAACCUCGGUUUGCCAGGACCACCAUGUGAUAUCACUCCACGCAAAGCCAGGAAGUACUUUUUGCGGGCUGUUAUUUGGAACACAACUGAGGUUAUUAUGGAUGAAACAAGCAUCACCGGAGAAAAUAUGAGCGACAUCUACGUUAAAGGGUGGAUGGCAGGAAUGGAGGAAGACAAGCAGAAAACCGAUGUGCACUACAGAUCUCUGGACGGUGAUGGGAAUUUUAACUGGAGAUUUGUCUUUAGCUUUGACUACUUGCCUGCGGAGCAGCUGUGUCUCAUGUCCAGAAAGGAACACUUUUGGAAUCUGGACAAAACUGAAUUCAGGAUUCCCCCUAAACUGAUGAUCCAGAUAUGGGACAAUGACAAAUUCUCCCUGGAUGACUAUUUAGGUUCCCUUGAGCUGGACCUUCUUCAUCUGAUCCCUCCUGCCAGGACACCAGAGAAGUGCAGCCUGAAGAUGCUGCCGGGGGAUACAGGCUCCAAAAAACACAGACCCAAAAAAGCCCCUUCCUUGUUCUCCCAAAAGUCUGCGAGGGGCUGGUGGCCUUGUUUCAUGGAACAAGACGGGAAACGUGUGCUGACUGGUAAAGUGGAGAUGACUUUGGAAAUAGUGGAGGAGCAAGAUAUGGAUGAGAGACCAGCUGGAAAAGGCAGAGAUGAGCCCAACAUGAAUCCUAAACUGGAACCACCCAAUCGCCCUGACACGUCAUUCUUCUGGUUCACAAACCCCUGCAAGACCAUGAAAUUCAUUAUUUGGAAGAGAUUCCGAUGGAUUUACAUCCUAUACCUUCUUCUCCCGCCACUGUUCCUGUUCUUAGGGAUCAUGUUGUACUCCCUUCCUAAUUACAUCUCCAUGAAGAUUGUGAAACCAAUGUCCUGAGAUCCUGAGACACUUGGGAGAGGCUGUUGACUGACUGACAAAAACAACAGUUUCCUUUUUUUUUUUUUUUUUUUUGCCUCCCUGCAUUUCCUCUCAAAUAUGCAAUGCAAUGCAAUGCAAUAACGUAUUACAUAAUCAGUUUUCACAUUAUCCAAAACAUCUGCAUUUUUGUACUAACAGCAUUGUUUGCACUUAUGAUUAACAUGUCUCAGCAAAUUAAUAAGAAAAGAAAAUGUUUAUUUUUUAGAAAAUAUGUGUAAAAUAAAUUAUUAAAGGCUUUGGAUUGUUUAAUGACAAAAAAUGCAAGAAAUUAAAAGUAUCCAUUUUUAUGACAAUGAAACACAUAAUGAAGGUAUCUAAAAGAUGCUCCUUUACAUUUACCUAUGUUAUUCACUUCAUACCAGAAAGACAUUACUUAUAAUCACUGGUGAUACCACUGUCAGAUGUAAAAUGUAUAAAUUAAAUGCUUUGAAUAUACAACCUCUAAUCUCCUGUCAAAGCUGCAAAAAUUAAAGAAAACACAGUAUUCUCAUUUCUGUCUCUGCCCUUUGAAUAAACUUAAACAAUUUA